AAUGUUUUGUUUCCACGCCAUAUUUGUUAGCCGGCUAGCGCUCUCUAAAGAGGCGUCCGACGCGACCUCGGCACAAUCCGAAAUCAUCGGUGCUUUCACGAGGAGCAUCGACUCGAGAACGGCGUUUGUCACCGCAUACACGCGUCUGUGUUUUAUUAGGGAAGGUUUUGUUCGGGAGCUCCACGUAGAAUUUAAAUAAAAGCGAAGCGAUCGAGUCGUGUUCCCUUGAGAUCAAAGCAGGACUGUGACUAGCAGGGGGUCUCUCGUCGUUCGUGCGGAUUAUUUCUUGUCGCCACGUCCUUUUUUUAUCAAAUACAACCUUCGAUAAAAUGGCCUGUGGAGCCACUCUUAAAAGGACUAUGGAUUUCGAUCCUCUGAUGAACCCGGCGUCUCCGAAGAGGAGGAGAUGUGCGCCCAUGUCGCCGUCCAGCUCGAGCGCCUCUCCGCAGAAAUACCUGCGCAUGGAGCCCUCGCCCUUCGGCAGAGUGUCUUCAGCCCUCACCACAGAGCAAAUCCUGAGCAACAUCAAGCAGGAGUACAAGCGCAUGCAGAAGAGGAGACAUCUGGAGAGCAGCUUCCAGCAGACAGACUCCUGCUGCCCCCUCGACUCACAGCCACACUCCUCCAUCAGCAGCACAGCCACACUGCCAGGUGCGUCCUCCGGAUCGGCGUCCCCCUCCAGGCGGGAGCAGCCGCUCUUCACGCUGAAGCAGGUGGGGAUGAUCUGCGAGCGUCUGCUGAAGGAGCGCGAGGAGAAGGUGCGGGAAGAGUACGAUGAGAUCUUGACGACCAAACUCGCAGAACAAUACGACGCUUUCGUGAAGUUCACCCACGACCAGUUGAUGAGGCGGUUCGGGGAGCAGCCCGCCAGCUAUGUGUCGUGAGCGGGCGGCGCCGUCGGACGUGGUGGUGUCCUGCGGUUGGUGCCGUGCUCUAGUGGAUCUCUGCCUGUGUGAGCUCCUGACACUCAGAAUAGGUCCAGCUGGGUCUCCAGCAGUGCCAAUCGCAUCUUUCCCCCCGCUGGGCACAGAGUUAUUAUGUGUCAGGCUUCUGUCAGUGCGUAACCACUCUCUCUCUCUGCAGCGGCUGAGUGCUUCCUGCCCUCGUCAACGCCCAUAUACACCUCCGCAACUAUUACUCCGAUCAGUGGCUCUUGUGUCUCUUACCGAACCCUGGAUAUUUAUUAGGCUUUGACGACGCCUUUUAUACAGUCACCUGUCAUUUCAUCCUCGUUUUUUAUGUUCGAUUUUGUAAAAAUGCCUUUUAUUCGCUGCAAACGACGUCGAUCGCCACGAUAAACGUGAGGCGGCGUGUAUCUCGGAGACUGCUGUUCAUAGCUUUGUGUAAAUACAUCCUGGCUUUCAUCUCCAGUUUUCAUGUACAAAUCAAAUACAGCAUUUAUUUUGAUUGGAGUCUGUUUUCAUGCUUUGUAUUUAUUUUUGUUCAUUUUUAAAUUUUUUUUCUUUUUUUUUUUUUUUU
Molecule: messenger RNA, 1479 nt
Organism: Labeo rohita (rohu)
Lineage: Eukaryota; Metazoa; Chordata; Actinopteri; Cypriniformes; Cyprinidae
Gene: akirin2
Product: akirin 2
Exons: 5
Coding region: 330-884 (184 amino acids)
Biological process (GO): positive regulation of innate immune response; positive regulation of transcription by RNA polymerase II
Cellular component (GO): chromatin; nucleus
Molecular function (GO): transcription coregulator activity
Source: RefSeq, a predicted model, not a curated record